Auxenochlorella protothecoides is the source of this 1740-nucleotide messenger RNA. Its product is annotated as NADP-dependent malic enzyme. Lineage: Eukaryota; Viridiplantae; Chlorophyta; Trebouxiophyceae; Chlorellales; Chlorellaceae. Gene Ontology annotation, cellular component: mitochondrion. The transcript is spliced from 8 exons. The coding region runs from base 1 to 1740 and encodes 579 amino acids. Gene Ontology annotation, biological process: pyruvate metabolic process; malate metabolic process. Gene Ontology annotation, molecular function: NAD binding; malate dehydrogenase (decarboxylating) (NAD+) activity. The record is from RefSeq and is a predicted model, not a curated record.
AUGAAGCCUUCCAGCUCGGUCAUGGAUGUCACCAAGCCCGGCGACGAGCGCAGCCGGGGAGAAGGGAUCAAGGCCGUAGAGGAGCUCGGCAGCAUGCCCAUCAUCUACACUCCCUGGCUCAAUAAGGGCACUAAUUUCUCGGAGUCUGAGCGACGAGAGAAGCACCUGGAUGGGCUGUUGCCACCCGUGAUUGAGACCUUGGACGAUCAGGCUGCCAGGUUGAUGACCCAGCUGCGGAACGAGGACCUGACCAACCUGCAGCGCAACAACAUCCUGAAGCAGAUCAUGGCGACCCACACCACCCUCUUCUACAAAGCUCUGAUCGAGAACAUCGAGGAGCUGGCCCCCAUUGUGUACACCCCCACCAUCGGCGAGGCCUGCCAGCGAUGGAGCACCCUCUUCCGCGAGCCCCUGGGCAUGUACAUCUCGGCCUUCCGCCACCGCGGUCGCUUUGACGAGGUGCUGGGCAACUGGCCGAACAAGAAUGUCCAGAUCAUCGUCGUGACAGACGGCUCCCGCAUCCUGGGCCUGGGGGACCUGGGGACCAACGGCAUCGGCAUCAGCAUCGGCAAGAUCGCGCUGUACGUUGCGGCGGUGGGCUUCCACCCGGAGCACUCUUUGCCCAUCGUUCUGGACAUGGGCUGCAAUCGGAAAGAACUGCGCGAGGACGGGCUGUACCUGGGCGAACGCCGCGAGCGCCUGGAGGGCGAGGAGUACUACGCUGCCAUCGACGAGUUCUGCGCCGCGGUCAAGCGGCGCUGGCCGCACGCGCUGCUCCAGUUCGAGGACUUUGAGACGAGCAAGGCCUUCAAGAUCCUGGAGGCGCAGCGCAGCGCCAUGCUCUGCUUCAACGACGACAUCCAGGGCACGGGGGCGGUGGUCACCUCGGGGUUCAUCAACGGCAUGAAGUACCAGGGCACGCGCCUGCGCGACGCGCGCGUCGUCUUCUACGGCGCCGGCUCCUCCGCCGUGGGCGUGGCCAAGAGCAUCGUCACCUACAUGCACAAGACGGAGGGCAUCAGCGAGGAGGAGGCGCGGGCCUGCAUCUACAUGGUGGACUCCAAGGGGCUCAUCACCGACACUCGCGGCGACGAGCUGCCGGAGCACAAGCAGGAGAUGGCGCGGCGCGAUGGCGUGCCCGACAUGAAGGACCUCCGGGAGAUCGUGGAGUAUGUCAAGCCGCAUGCGCUCAUUGGCCUUUCCGCCGCGGGGCCAGUCUGGACCGAGCCCAUCGUGCAGGCGCUGUGCCAGGGCACGGAGUCGCCCCUGGUGUUCCCCCUCUCCAACCCCACGCCCAAGGCCGAGAUCAGCGCGGAGAACGCCUACUCCUGGAGCAAAGGCAGGUGCAUCUUCGCCGGAGGCUCCCCAUUCAAGCCGGUAAAGUACGAUGGGCAGACCUUUGUCCCCGGCCAGGCCAACAAUGUCUUUGUAUUCCCAGGCAUUGGGUUCGGCGCCAUCAUGGCCAAGGCCUCCUCGGUGAACGACGAGAUGUUUGUGGCGGCAGCGGCGGGCCUGGCCGACGCGGUGUCUGAGGCGGAGCUGCGGGGCGACAAGCGCCUGUACCCGCAGAUCAGCAACCUGCGCCAGGUGUCUCUGGACGUGGCCGCCGCCGUGGCCAAGGCCGCCUGGGACUCGGGCGUGUCGCAGCUGAAGGAGGCACCUGCCGACUGGCGGGCGUACGUGGAGGAGCGGCAGUGGUGGCCCGACCAUGCCUCCAAGCAGUCGGCCGCCACGGCAUGA